AUGACAUCAACCCACACAGACUCCUCAUCCGCCCAAUCCACCCCACCCUCCCCAGCAACAACAAUGUCAACCCAUGACAACCCCGCAGUCGACGACAACUCCCUCGACGACAUCUUCGGCUCCUCCCCGCCGCACGAAAGCACCCUCAACGCACCCCUCCCAUCAACAACAAAUCCACUCACCCAAUCCACCGAACCCUCCGACCUCCCCAGCCUCCGCCGCCAACACGUGACCGCAGGCUACCGCGACGGCACAUCCGCCUCAAAGGGCGCACACGUGCAAGUAGGCUUCGACGGAGGUUUCCCCGUCGGCGCGCAGCUGGGUAUGCGUGCUGGUACUGUACUGGGCAUUAUGGAGGGACUGCUACGCGGGUUCGAGGAGCGGAGUGGACCGGGUGUUGUGAGGAAGCCGGUUGUGCGGGCGGGGCUUUCUGCUUCUGCUGGGUCUACAGGGUUAGAUGACGGAAAUGCUGAGAUUGGGGAAUUGCGGCGGCAGAAGAGGGAGCAAAUCCGGACGCUGUAUGAAGCUGCGCUUAAGGAGCUGGAUGUGCAGGCUGUUUUUGCUGGGGCUGAUGGUGGCGCGGCGGAGGUUGCGCCCAGGGCUGAGGAUGGGGAAGAGGAACGGGCGGAGAUACAGCUUGGGCGGAAGGGGGAUGUUGUUAUUGCGAAGUGGGAGGGAAGGGUUGAUGUUCCAAGCUGGGAGGAGAAUAUGGAGGCUUUGGAGAUGAAGGAGAAGGAGAAGAACGAGGAGGAGGAGGCCAAGGCCAAAGCCGAGGGCAAGGGAGAGGGCCAGGCUGUGGAGCACAGUUGA
Molecule: messenger RNA, 810 nt
Organism: Penicillium samsonianum
Lineage: Eukaryota; Fungi; Ascomycota; Eurotiomycetes; Eurotiales; Aspergillaceae
Product: Yae1 family protein
Exons: 1
Coding region: 1-810 (269 amino acids)
Source: RefSeq, a predicted model, not a curated record